GUUGGAAAAAUGGCGAAAAAAUAGUGAAAAAAUUAUGGCAUUAAAUUGGUACAGUCUGGGGAGAAAAAAAAAAAAAAAAGGAAACGUAAUCAUAAGGGAAAAGGCAUUUGUUUCGAAAGUACAUCUUUUUUAAAAUUUCCAGUUUUUUUGAAAAUGUUUUUUUUUUACUGAUCAGCUGAGAGGCGUCCCCGCGAGCAUAUAAAACUGGCGCGAUUUUCUCACAUUUACAUAGCCCCACUCGCGCAGCACUCGUUUAUGCAAACGGGCAAGUUUUCAAGCAUACCGCCAACCCACAUUGGUAUACCCGCCAGUGGCUUAAUUUCCCCGUGGCCCCGCGCUGGAAGUUUACCAGUCGGUUGUUCUCACGUAGGGACAAGAAUGCCAGCAACCUGCGAGGCCAUCCCUGUCAGCAUUAAAAGGGGGCUAAACCAGACGAAGGUACAUUAACACGCUACGUGAAUAAGGCGACCAUUCCCUGCAAGUUCAGCCCAACGUUUUAGUGAACACGAAAUGUACAACGGAAUCGGACUGAAGACCCCAAGGGGGUCAGGGACCAAUGGGUACAUCCAAACGAACAUGGCGCACAUCCGAAACGCCAGAAACACAGUGAGGGAUUACGAGAAAUUUAGGAACGAAAUGCAGAUGAAUAAUAUAGUAGACAAAAAACACACCUGCGAUUAUUCAAUUAUUGAACACUCAGAAAAAAGAAAAAUAGAAUUAAAGGUUUUACUAUAUGAAGAAAAACUACGAAAGGAGGGCAGGCAAGGCAUCCAAGAGUUAGUCGACCAGUAUAGGAACCAGUUAUACGAAGAAUAUGAUGAUGAUAAAAAAAGGAAAGAGAGAACCGGCGGUAUGCGUUCUAAUAGGGAUACUACAGGUGAGGAGAAUACCCACAUGCUUAAUGAUAGGAAAAGAAGACAACUGGAGGAUUUUCAGAGGGCCCUACGAAUUCGAAGAGAAAGGAGCCGCGAUCGGGGGAUGCCACUAGGGAGGGACGACGCCAAGGGGGGUGCACCCAAUGGGGCGAAAAGUGGCGAAAAGGGUCGAGAAGAAAAUGAGUUAAGCAAGGAUUUGGGAAGGGAACCCAAAAGAGGCACCAAAAAGGUGAAGGUGAAGGAAAAGAAAAAGAGAAAAGAAAAGAGAGACAGCAAAAAACACAAACAUAGGAGGAAAAAGAGGGAACAUCCUGACGACAGCGAUGAUUCAUACCAGGGAGGAAGUGGCGAAGAGAGCGAUGAAGAGGACGACGAGGGUGGGAGCCCCUCCAGAAGCGUUGCAACUAGUAGCGACGCAUCCAGCAGUGACCAAACCAGUAGUGACGAUUAUUCCAAUGCGGACUCCAGUUCACCUUCAGAAGAAUCGGACCGUUCGGGAAGCCUCGAAUCGUCUGAAUCCUCGGAACCUUCCAGUGACGACAGCUCCAUACAUAACGCAAAGGGUCGGAAGCCUGCCAAGAAGGAUCGGCGAGAUGGAAAGAAAAAAAAGAAGAGCAGUUCUGAGGAGUCUUCUCGUCCGAGAAGAAAAACGCAUAGAACCAACAAAAGAAGAAAAUCGAAAGAUACAAGGAAAAUUGCGGAUGCGUCUAACUCGUCAAGCGAUGCAUUCGAUUCGAUCAAUUCUAGCAGUUCACGUGAUUCAAGCGAUGCCUCGCCACGCCGCCGACCCGACGGCAUGAAAAAGAAACCCGCUGGAAAGGCGAAAGAACGAGAGAAAACCAAAGGUGCUGCUGCAAUCCGUAGGGAUGAAGAUCGCAAACGGGUGAGCAGCAGGAAGGGUCGAGAUAAGAGGGGCGGGCGCAGCGGGGGAACAGAUGAGUCAAGUGAUGAAAGCAGUGGAAGUGAGAGAAGUGACAAACGGGACGAGCGCGACAAACGAGAAAGGAAUGAUAAGCGUAACAAUCAUGAAAACCGUGACGAACGAGAUAAACGUGACGAACGAGACAAACGGGAAAAAGGUGACCGACGUGAAAAACUUGACAAACGUGACAAACGUGACCGACGUGACGACAGUGAAAAGCCCGAAGGGCCAAACAAACGCUCCCCGAAGAAAGUCGCGCACGAUCCCACUCCCGCCCCCGCGCGGGCCCGGGCAAGGGAUUCCUCCUCCCCCAGCAGAAGCCCAAUGCGCAGGCGCGAUGAUGCCCAUCCAAGCGAUCGCAAAUCUGGAAAAGCGAAUAAAGAGAGGGACACAAAGCAGAGUGACAAACACAGAAAAAGAAGUGCCAGUAGCAAAAGUAGUAGUCUGGGUGCACCGAGAAAGAAGAAAAGAAUCGAAAGCGAAACUGACUUCCGUGUGGACAAUCAUGAAAGGAAGAAUAAUCACAAAAAUGGAAGUCCCAAUUUAGAUAAUGCCAAUUGUGAAAACACACAAUUUGAGAGUGAAAAAAUGAACAAGCAACCCACCAAUGAGGAAACGCUACAAAUUAUAAACAACAUUAAAAAGUACUACAGCAAGAGAGGAAGUAACAGCAGCGAAAAAUCCGAGGGAAAGAAUUCCCCACAGAGACACUUGAGUGAUGGUGGUGCCAGUCCAUCUGAACACAGGAUAGAGGGUCGAAGGAAAAACAACAAGCGGAGUGACUCCCUUGGCAGGGUCAGCAGCGAGCGCGGCGGUGGCAGUGGAAGUAGCAGUAGCAAUAGUCGUAGCAGCAGUAGACGUAGAGCCCCCAAACACAGCCGUGCCAAUCGUAAAGGUAACCACAAAGAAAGAGAUUCGCGAAGCCCAAGUGCGAAAUAUGACCACCGGAAAAACACGCAUAGCAAAGGAGAAGGAACAACAAAUGAAAAAAAUGAUGGCAAACGUAAAAAACACACGGAGGAUGAUAAAAAAGGAAAACAUAGACACUUGGAAAAGUCAGAAAAUCUUAAAAGUAAACCGAAAGAAGGAAAGGAACAACAUAGGCAGGUGAGUGAAGACGAGCAUGAAAAAUCACGGAGUAAAAAGGAAAGGGAAAGAGACGAUAAAAAGGUAGCCAGGAAAGAAUCUCCAGCGAAGGAAGAAAUGCACCAACAGGAAAAAAAACAAAGCAGUAAUGCCGAAAAUGAGAAGGACACCAAGGGGGGUGAUAACAGUAACGCAAAAGAGCGCAAAAAGAAAUUUCUAUUUUUUUAA
This is a messenger RNA of Plasmodium vivax (malaria parasite P. vivax), 3111 nucleotides long. RefSeq lists its product as hypothetical. NCBI's taxonomy places the organism in Eukaryota, Apicomplexa, Aconoidasida, Haemosporida, Plasmodiidae. The transcript has a single exon. The record is from RefSeq and is a predicted model, not a curated record. The coding region runs from base 511 to 3111 and encodes 866 amino acids.